Patiria miniata (bat star) is the source of this 2139-nucleotide messenger RNA. RefSeq names its product cytochrome P450 2J6-like. NCBI's taxonomy places the organism in Eukaryota, Metazoa, Echinodermata, Asteroidea, Valvatida, Asterinidae. The record is from RefSeq and is a predicted model, not a curated record. Bases 507 to 2027 code for a protein of 506 amino acids. The transcript has 3 exons. Gene Ontology annotation, cellular component: cytoplasm; intracellular membrane-bounded organelle. Gene Ontology annotation, molecular function: heme binding; iron ion binding; oxidoreductase activity, acting on paired donors, with incorporation or reduction of molecular oxygen, reduced flavin or flavoprotein as one donor, and incorporation of one atom of oxygen. Gene Ontology annotation, biological process: xenobiotic metabolic process.
AGUAGAAAUUAAGCAAACACGCGGAGCAUGCGGACCUGAAUGAAACUGAAAAUGCCCGUGAAUAAUUCGGACCACACGUGAUCGGAUGAUAAUGAUGAUCUUCGCUAUUCAUCUCCGGAACCGGCCCCGCUCCGGUCCCCCGCAGGCUAGAAAUUGUCAAAACAUUAUAUUUAUUUACCCAAAUCGAGUCGGCGACGCCAGUGAUCAUGCAAAUAUAACUCUUGAUAAAAACCGGGGGAAAACAUAAUUUAGCUGUUGAUGGUCUGGUGCGCGAGCUGUUUCAGUACAAGUUGUUCAAGCGCACUGGCCCGAUGUAGCUAUUACACUGCGCGGAGCCGCUAUCUGCUGUACACUCACGUAUUGAGAGGGUCCGAUGCGCGGCAGGGUGAAACUAAAAGCUCGUACUGACUGUCACAGUGGAUGAGCAGUUCUACACUGUAUCUGCACGCUAUAGACCUACUGUCAAGUACUGCCAGAUUUGCACGGUGCCUAACCGAGGUGAUGUGAUGCGUAUAGGGAUGGCAGCAAGUCUUCUAGAUGUCCUGGAUUCCAGGACAGUCCUCAUCUGUCUAGUGGUCUUCCUCUUAGUAUCGUGGAUCGUGCGCCGUCGGCGUUCUUCCGUUAGCGGCACCCUACCCCCAGGCCCCUGGGGUUGGCCUCUCAUCGGGAACCUGCCGUCCCUGGCUUUUGCGUCCAACGCGGAGGAGCCCUAUGAAGUCUUCAUGCGGAUGGCCAAGCAGUACGGGCCGGUCUUCAGUCUGAAUAUCUUAGGCCAGAGGAUGGUGGUAGUGCACGGCUAUAAGGCGAUACGAGAGGCCUUCAACAAUCCUAUCUUGAGUGAUCGACCAGAAUUGCACAUUUUACGAAACCUGUUUAACGGCGCAGAAGGCGUAGCUACAGCAUCUGGGGAUACGUGGAGAGAACAACGCAAACUCAUCUUGAAUGUCUUUAGGAACUUCGGUGUUGGACAGGCACGUUUUGAGGAUCAGAUAGCAACAGAGGCCGGCCAUCUUGUGUCCGAGAUGAAGGGCCUGCAGGGACAGGCCUUCAAUCCUGUCCAUCUCUUCGGUAACGCCGUGUCCAACGUGAUAUCCUCGGUGGUUCUUGGCAGGCGCUAUGACUACGACGAUCCGGCGUUUCAGCGUGUGCUGGCCUCUAUGGACCGGAGCAUGGAGCUGAUCGGAGCCGGGGCGGCUAUGCAGCUCCUCCCCUUCGUCAACAGGCUGGGCUUCCUACCCAACAUCAAGGAAAUGACCGCCACUAUGAAGUUUGUCAUGGACUUCGUCAUGGACAUCGUGAAGAAACACCAGAGCGACUGCUACUCGGAGGAGCCCCGGGAUCUGAUGGACGUCUACCUCAGGGAGAUGAGGAGCAAAGAAGAGCGAAACAUUCCGACUCAUCUCAGCGUCAUGAACCUCGUCCUUGUCGUCUCGGAUCUAUUCGUGGCCGGCACUGAGACCACAGCCAACACUCUUCGAUGGGGCCUGCUGUUCAUGAUGCUACACCCGGAGAUUCAGAGCCGCGUCCAGCAAGAGCUCGAUACCGUGGUCGGACGGGAGCGGCUGCCGCAACUUGCCGAUAGACGCAACCUGCCGUACACCGAGGCCGUCAUUCUAGAACUGGAGAGGAGGGGUAACGUCGUGCCCCUCGGCCUGCCACACAAGGCUGCUGCGGACACGACCCUGGCAGGGUAUACGGUGCCAAAAGGAAGCCUGGUGGUGGCUAACCACUGGGCUCUCAACAUCGACUCUGAGGUGUUCCCAGAUCCAUUGGUUUUCAACCCGGAGAGAUUUCUUAACGACGACGGGGAGGUGACAAAACCCGAAGAGUUGAUCCCCUUCAGUACGGGUCGUCGCAUCUGCUUGGGAGAGCAACUGGCCAAGAUGGAACUCUUCAUUUUCUUCACCUACCUCCUUCACCAGUUUACCUUCAAGAAGCCCGAGGGCUCACCGCCUCUCAGCCUCAAGGGUUACCUGGGUAUAACCCUAGCGCCAACGCCGUUCCAAGUCUGCGCUCUGCCGCGGUGAUUUUCACCGAGUGUCCGCAGACGACACGGGGUAGAGAAACUGUACCAAGAUCUGCCAACCUUUCAGGAUUUUUUUUCGGGGGACCAUUUGUAUGCAUAUGGCGUGCGUUGAU